Molecule: messenger RNA, 1708 nt
Organism: Condylura cristata (star-nosed mole)
Lineage: Eukaryota; Metazoa; Chordata; Mammalia; Eulipotyphla; Talpidae
Gene: NEIL1
Product: nei endonuclease VIII-like 1 (E. coli)
Exons: 7
Coding region: 262-1494 (410 amino acids)
Biological process (GO): base-excision repair
Cellular component (GO): nucleus
Molecular function (GO): damaged DNA binding; DNA N-glycosylase activity; DNA-(apurinic or apyrimidinic site) endonuclease activity
Source: RefSeq, a predicted model, not a curated record
GCGCUCAGCUCCGGGUGCCGGCAGCCCCGGCCGGCGGGGCUGGCGCGGGGAGUGGGCAGUCGGGGCCAGGACGCGGCCUGAGGGUGCACUUGCUGGCGGGAGGCGGAAGGGAGCGGAGCUUCAGCACCUACAGGCCGCGAGUGGGGAGGCGAGCCGGGGCGCGCCCACUCGCCGAAUCAGGAAUCGACCGGCACCCUCUCCCGAAAAUCUGCCCUUCCUGGUGCCAAGCCCCGCGUGGCGCGGAGGGGCGCGGGGAAGAGGAUGCCUGAGGGCCCGGAGCUACACUUGGCCAGCCACUUUGUGAACCAGGCCUGCAAGGGGCUGGUGUUCAGCGGGCGUGUGGAGAAGUCCCCCGUGAGCCGCAACCCCGAGGUGCCCUUUGAGAGCAGUGCCUACCACAUCUCAGCCUCAGCCCGAGGCAAAGAGCUGCGCCUCACACUGAACCCCCUGCCCGGCGCACAGCCCCCUCGGGAGUCGCUGGCUGUGGUCUUCCGCUUUGGCAUGUCUGGCUCCUUCCAGCUGGCACCCAGUGACGCGCUGCCCCCCCAUGCCCACCUGCGCUUCUACACAGCCCAGCCUGGCCCCCAGCAGGCCCUGUGCUUCGUGGACAUCCGCCGCUUCGGCCGCUGGGAGGUUGGGGGCGAGUGGCAGCCAGGCCGAGGGCCGUGCGUUUUGCUGGAGUAUCAGCAGUUCAGGGAGAACGUGUUGCGAAACCUGGCAGACAAGGCCUUUGACCGGCCCAUCUGUGAGGCCCUCUUGGACCAGAGGUUCUUCAAUGGUAUUGGCAACUACCUGCGGGCAGAGAUCCUGUUCCGCCUGAGGAUACCCCCGUUUGAGAAGGCUCGCACGGUGCUGGAGGCGCUGCAGCGGCACAGGCUGAACCCGGAGCUGACCCUCAGUCAGAAGAUCAGGGUCAAGCUGCAGAAUCCGGACCUGCUGGAGCUGUGCCACUUGGUCCCCAAGGAAGUGGUCCAGCUGGGGGGCAAGUCUCAUAAGAAGAAAUCCAAGGGAGCGCAGCAGGGUCCUGAGGACUCUAGUGAGGUAUAUGCCCUACUCGCCCCCUCCUGCACUCUCUCCUGCACUGGCCGAACCAACCAGAUCAGACUUUGGGGCAGCCACCUUGACAAAGGUGACAAUGGUGGGUCCAAGCCAACCUUGGACCUGCCAAGUGCCUCAGGGACCAAUGUCUCCUCCAUGCAGGCGCCAAGCAAGGGGCCUUCCAGGACACGUAGGGUACGGAAAGCCCUUCCACCAGGGCAAACUGCAGCCCAGCAGUCCAAGGAGACCAGCCUCCAACAGGACCCAGAAACCAUGCUAAGCCCCAAGAAAAGGAAAAAGAGGCGGGCCCGAGCAGCAACUUCUGGAGGCUCACCCUCCUCACUCUCCUCUGGAGCCCUGCAGGAGAGGAAGGGUGGCAGGGCAGGUCACCGCAGGCUCCGCAAGACCAAGGCUGACUCACCAUCUUUGGAGCUCGGGGAGACCUCAGCCUCUUAGCAAGGGCUCUCCUAGCUAGCAGCCACCCCUCCCACUGCCUUGCUGUGGGGGUGGGGGGCCACGUGGCUUCCUCACCGCAGCAUCUGUGGAAGGAUGACCCUAGUGCUGUGGUUGCUCCCUGCAUAAUAAUGAUGUUUUUAAUUGUUCCCUGCUUUUCCCAUUUUUAAAGCCCACUGGGAAGAUGGUGUUUUAUUGUGUUUUUUAAAUAAACUGA